GCGUGUGUGUGUGAGCGAUGCUGCAUCCUCCCUCCAGUGCGAGUGGUCUCCAGUAAACAGCAGUCAUGGCGACGGUGCUCCAACAGCCGCUCACCCUGGAUCGAGAUGUUGCCCGAGCCAUCGAGCUGCUGGAGAAGCUGCAGGAGUCGGGCGACGUUCCGGGCCACAAGCUGCAGUCCCUGAAGAAAGUGCUGCAGAGCGAGUUCUGCACGGCCAUCAGAGAGGUAUACCAGUACAUGCAUGAAACCAUCACCGUCAACGGCUGCCCAGAGUACCAGGCCCGAGCCACCGCCAAGCUGACGAGCUUCCUUGUGUGCUGGUCCAUGCAGGCCACGGUGGCCGCCUUCGCUGCCAGCGAGGGGCACUCUCACCCGCGGGUGGUAGAGCUUCCCAAGACGGAGGAAGGCCUGGGCUUCAACGUGAUGGGCGGCAAGGAGCAGAACUCUCCCAUCUACAUCUCCCGCAUCAUCCCCGGCGGAGUGGCGGAACGUCACGGCGGCCUCAAGCGGGGCGACCAACUUCUGUCUGUCAACGGGGUGAGCGUGGAGGGCGAGCACCACGAGAAGGCAGUGGAGCUCCUGAAGGCGGCCAAGGACAGCGUCAAGCUGGUGGUCCGCUACACGCCCAAGGUGCUGGAGGAGAUGGAGGCCCGCUUUGAGAAGCUGCGCACGGCCCGCCGGCGCCAGCAGCAGCAGCUGCUCAUGCAGCAGCAGCAGCAGCAGAACCUGUCCAGCCAGCAGAACCACAUGUCGUUGUUCCAGAAGAAGAAGAAGUGAAGCGGGAUGUGACGUUUGGAUCUCUUGGUGCUGAAGAUUCCAAAGCUGCGUCAACGAGUUGAAGGACUUUUCCCUUCCGGCAUUCCCGAGCAAAAAAAAAAAACGCAAGUGUUUGUCCUGAUGAAUUUGGUGCUUUUGGACGGUCCUUUUUACCUUUUCUACAUCCUUCUCUGCUGAUCUCGUGUUUGUUCAGCAUGUUUUUGUUGCCCAUCAUGGUUUUUUGGAGCAAAGAGAUGUUUUUAUUGUAGCAAAGAAUGCAGUUUGUUAGCAAUAAACACAUGCAAGCUUCAUUUGACCACCAAGAAAAUGAAUGACAUGGAUAAUGAAUAAUUAGUCAUCUCGAAAAUGUGUUAAUAAUUGCUUCAAAAUAGGAAUAUAUCCCUUUUCUUCCUCACACAUUUCAGUUUUAAUUUCAAUUUCUGUGUUUUAACCUCUUCUGGUUGUUGUGCAAUACUGUUAGACGACACACGCAGAAUGUCAACCCAAAUCAUAUUUUAUUUAUGAGAUUAGAGCUUUAUCAGAAUUUUAUUGCUCCUUUUGUGUUGACAGAUGAUGAUGACAUUGUGCUAAAGCGUGUCUAACGUGUGGGUGUUUGUGUUUUGACAAUCAUGGUGAAAAUGUGGAAUUGUUUUUCCAGAUUAUUUUUUUCCUGCCUUGUGAGGAUACGUCAUUUUUAGAGAUUAUUUUCUGAUGUGUUUGACGGUGUUUUUGUGCCCUGUUGUCAUUUUCUCUCCUGAUCUUUUGUUUCUUCAGACACUUUUUGUCCUCUAUCCAUCCCAAAGUGACCAAAAAGCAUAAGCAGCAUCACAUCUUUUAUUUCCUUCCUUGGACUGCGUUCAUUUUACGAGUGCGACACUGUGCCACAGUGUGCCACACUGCCAGAUUUGUACCCGUCGUGGUAAAGCCAGAUGAUUUUGUCCCUCAACGCAUUAUUUUCUAUCUUCCAGUCACAGGUACAGUUUCUUAUUUGACUUUUUUGGCGAUGGCGGUCCUGUGCUUCAUGGAUUUAAAAGAACCACACAUUGUUAAUAUGCAAUUGUUAUACAUAAUAUAUUUGUAUAAAUAAAUCUAUGUGCUUGUGUACAGUGAACACUGA
Molecule: messenger RNA, 1872 nt
Organism: Dunckerocampus dactyliophorus (ringed pipefish)
Lineage: Eukaryota; Metazoa; Chordata; Actinopteri; Syngnathiformes; Syngnathidae
Gene: lin7a
Product: lin-7 homolog A (C. elegans)
Exons: 6
Coding region: 66-776 (236 amino acids)
Biological process (GO): maintenance of epithelial cell apical/basal polarity; neurotransmitter secretion; protein localization to basolateral plasma membrane
Cellular component (GO): basolateral plasma membrane; synapse; cell-cell junction
Molecular function (GO): L27 domain binding
Source: RefSeq, a predicted model, not a curated record